This is a messenger RNA of Plasmodium inui San Antonio 1, 1191 nucleotides long. RefSeq lists its product as hypothetical. The transcript has a single exon. The record is from RefSeq and is a predicted model, not a curated record. The coding region runs from base 1 to 1191 and encodes 396 amino acids. Gene Ontology annotation, molecular function: ATP-dependent FeS chaperone activity; iron-sulfur cluster binding; ATP binding. Lineage: Eukaryota; Apicomplexa; Aconoidasida; Haemosporida; Plasmodiidae. Gene Ontology annotation, biological process: iron-sulfur cluster assembly. Gene Ontology annotation, cellular component: cytosol.
AUGAGAAAAUGUUCCCGUCCCCCCCAAGAUGGCAGAAGGAUCUGCAGUAGCGAUGAACAGAGGGGUGAACGUGGCGAACAUGGCGCACCUGGCGAAGGGGAAGACAUCCCAGAAGGGUGCCCGGGCAUGGAGAACGAACAAGCGGGGAAGUCCAAAAUCUGCGAGGGGUGCCCCAAUCGAAAAAUCUGCAACGAUCCAGAAUUGAAGAAAGAAAAGGAGAAGGAAAAAAAUCAAAUUUUUAAUCAAGUCCAAGAAAAUUUAAAAAAUAUAAAAUAUAAAAUUUUGGUCCUAUCUGGAAAAGGAGGAGUCGGAAAGUCGACAGUAGCAACACAGUUAGCCUUUUCAUUAUCUUACCUAAACUACGAUGUAGGUCUUCUCGACAUAGACAUAUGUGGGCCGUCCAUCCCAGUCCUAACGAAAACAGUGAACUGUGAUGUUAACUAUAGCAUGAACGGAUGGGUUCCGAUUUAUAAAAAUAAUUUGUCCAUUAUGUCUGUGGGAUAUUUACUGCCAAAUUUUGAUGACCCAGUUAUCUGGAGGGGUCCCAAAAAAAAUGGAUUAAUUAAACAAUUCUUAUGUGAUGUGUACUGGAAGAGUUUAGACUUUUUAAUUAUAGACACCCCCCCAGGAACCAGCGAUGAACACUUAACCAUCUGCUCCUAUUUAAAAAAUAAUUUAGAUGGGUGCAUAAUAGUUACUACUCCACACAUUUUAUCCAUCUGUGACGUUAAGAAAGAAAUCGAAUUCUGCAAAAAGACAAAUAUCCCCAUUUUGGGCAUAAUAGAAAAUAUGUACCAAUCCGUUUUUGUUUCCAACUAUACUGUGGAUAAAAUGUGCGCAGAAAUGAAGGUAGACUAUGCCGGUAGGAUAACCUUUAAUCAGAAGCUCAUUGAUGCUUGCCAGCAUGGGGUUGGCUGCUGUGAUUUGGAUGUCCACAGUUCAUCCUCCAAAGAAAUUUUUCAACUGUGCAAGUUUUUCAUCCAGAAGAUUCUACAAAAUUGUCUCCACGUGCCGGCCUCCUCGGAUGAGAAGAAUCAACUGGCCCAUUCGAUGAAGUCUCCUAAUUGCCACGAUACGGAGGAGACUCUACAGCAAAAUGGGGAACCUCAUCAGUCCGCCUCUUCACAAGUGCAGAUGCUUUGCCAGUUAUUAAAUCAAAUUAGCCAACUCGUUGAGGAGAACCCCCAGUGA